AUCUCUAUUAUGGCCAGAAAAAGGUAGGAACUUAAACACUGAAAGGGGCCCACCCACUCUUUCACAUUCUUAUUCAACAAAUAAUUAAAAAAAAUUAAAAAUUACAAAAUCACCAGCUUCGAUCGUCUUCCUUGAUCGAGAUCUCUAAUCACUAAUCAGUUACCACAACUCUCUCGUAACAAAAACUGCGAAGGAAAUUCGCAGAGACGAAAUUAAACGACAAUAAACCAACUUACCAUCAAUUCUCUCAGUUUCUCUUCGUUUCAUCUCACCCGCGGUGAAUUUCCGGUACGAUACUGCAAUCUCACUUCGAUCUCAGAGUUUCUGAAGGAUGUCGGGGCAAAGCCAGAGGUUGAAUGUAGUUCCUACAGUCACUAUGCUUGCUGUCAUGAAAGCUCGCCUUGUUGGUGCCACAAGGGGUCAUGCCCUUCUGAAGAAGAAAAGUGAUGCUUUAACUGUGCAGUUCCGUCAAAUUCUCAAAAAGAUCGUCACUGCAAAAGAAUCAAUGGGAGAUAUAAUGAAGUCGUCUGCGUUUGCUCUCACUGAAGCGAAAUAUGUUGCGGGGGAGAAUGUUAAGCAUGUUGUCCUUGAGAAUGUCCAAAGUGCAUCUCUUAAAGUUCGAUCUCGGCAAGAAAAUGUUGCUGGUGUGAAGCUGCCUAAGUUUGAGUAUUUCACUGAAGGUGAGACCAAGAAUGACCUCACUGGGUUGGCCAGGGGCGGCCAACAGGUUCAGGCGUGUCGUGCUGCUUAUAUAAAAUCAAUUGAAGUUCUUGUUGAGCUUGCAUCGCUUCAGACAUCAUUCUUAACACUGGAUGAGGCAAUCAAGACGACAAAUCGUAGGGUUAAUGCACUGGAGAAUGUUGUGAAGCCUAGAAUCGAGAAUACAAUAAAUUAUAUUAAAGGAGAGUUAGAUGAACUUGAAAGAGAGGAUUUCUUCAGGUUAAAGAAGGUACAGGGCUACAAGAAGAGAGAAAUUGAGAGACAGCUUGCAGCUGCAAAGCAAUUUGCUGAGGAGCAGUUUGCAGAGAAAGUUUCUUUGCAGAAAGGGAUUUCGUUAAAGUCAGCUCAUAAUUUGUUGUCAGUAGCAGAGAAGGACGAGGACAUAAUUUUCUGAUGCAGAUGUUCAUGUAUAUGUUCUUGCUGCCUGUUCUGCUUUCCUGUGUACUGGAAGAUUUUGUAAUAUUAUCCAGGAAGUAAACUUCAAACAUGUUCCUAUUUAUUGUGUUUUUAUUAUCGAAUUCUCUUCAUUGUAACAAAUGAAAAAAAUAUUUGUCAUCAGUCUUCAGUUUGUUUACUUCAGCA
Molecule: messenger RNA, 1302 nt
Organism: Jatropha curcas
Lineage: Eukaryota; Viridiplantae; Streptophyta; Magnoliopsida; Malpighiales; Euphorbiaceae
Product: V-type proton ATPase subunit D
Molecular function (GO): proton-transporting ATPase activity, rotational mechanism
Source: RefSeq, a predicted model, not a curated record